GAUGGGUAAAAUAAUUUUAGAGUAUUUGGAUGGAAAUAGAAUUUAUGUAUGCACAAAAUGUCACAUACAUAUAUCAAAUUACAAGAGUAGAAUAUCAAAGGUAUGAUUAAGUAAAUGAUUAUAGAAUUUUAGGGGUGGAAUAGGACAAGCAUUUCUGUUUGAGAAAGGGUACUUUAUCAUUAAUAAUAAGUAUCAAUUAUCAUGUUGGACAACCUGAAGAUAAGGAUUUAAUGACUGGAAAGCAUAUAGUCUAAGAUGUUAUUUGCAAUGGCUGUAAUAAAGUGAUUGGAUGGAAAUAUGUAUUAAGGAUUGUGUUGAUUCAUCAAUUAGAUUAAAGCAUAUAGAGAGUCGGAGAAAUAUAAAGAGGGAAAGAUAAUAAUAGAAAGACAUUAUAUAAGAAGAAUUAAAUGGAGCUGA
This is a messenger RNA of Paramecium pentaurelia, 417 nucleotides long. Lineage: Eukaryota; Ciliophora; Oligohymenophorea; Peniculida; Parameciidae. The record is from the annotation of a GenBank genome assembly.